AUGGAGAGUCGAGUGCCAUCUUAUCCCUCCAUCUCUCCCUCGUUCAGGGUUCUGAAUUCACAGAACAUCGCUCUCGAUCCUCACAGUUGCCAUACUCUCAGACUCGACCAGAACAUAGCAUUCACAAAGCAGAAGCUCAACUACCAAGAUCCGGCUUUCACAAUGGCCGAAGCAUUCCUCUACGAUCUUCUCCAAAUGCAAAACAGCGUACAGAAUAAGGAUGAGACCUGUGCCAUAUGCAUGGAAGGGUACGGCACCCUCUGUCGUGAGACCGGAACCAUCGAGGUGGAAAUGCGCCUUCCUUGCAACCAUUCUAUCGGCUCAGCAUGCAUUGCUACCUGGCUCAAAGAACACAAUUCAUGCCCAAUUUGCCGGCGGGAAUUUUUCCCAGCACAACCACGACCCUACCUCGAGCAUGGCAUCCUGGACGGUCACGAGAAUGGGGAGAUCGAGGAUGAAGGCGAUCGGCCGAGUGUUAGAGAACUCAAUCACAAUUUCUGUGCUCAGCUCGGACUUGACAUGCAAAUCACCGUGGUCUCGGGAUUGAUAAUCCAGAAGCUGGUGGAGAUGGAGAGAUGGAAUGAAGAUCACACCGAAUGGUGCAUCGUUGCAGUGAGUAUCUACAUCGCCUCUUUUCUUGCAGGCGAGCCGAGAUCUGCAAGAGAAGUAGCUGCUGUGACACGCGUUGAUGCCCAUCACAUCCGCUACACCUACGAUCUCAUCUACCCUGAGCGGGAACAAAUCGUCGAUGCCGAUUUCCUUUCCUUAUUGGACAACGCCUUCGAUGAGGUAGAUCCCUUGAAUUGGCCUGCUCCAUCCAUGACCGAUGAGGAGAUAGAGUACGACCAUGUAUCGGAAUUGCUCAGGGUAGGUUGCGAAGAAGGUUCCGACGAGCUUAGAUUGGACGACAGAUUCGUCGACUUCAGUUACAGUAUUGCUGACCAUCUUCACGACUUGGGCUUCAUGUCUCAUCUUCAUCCAAGGUGGAUGACAGCGAUCGGUCUUUUCAUGGCUUCUCAUAUGCUCGGUAGCCCUGUCACUGCCCGACGGGUUGCGGAAGUGGUCGGUACAAGCGAGUCGAUUGUCCGCAAUGCCUACCGGCGUGUGUACUCCUGUCGUUAUCAGCUUGUUGGGGAAGAGUGGUUCGGCAGAGAUGAUGCGGCGCGUGCGAUUGGGCGUUUACCUUCUCCUUGA
This is a messenger RNA of Letharia lupina, 1194 nucleotides long. RefSeq lists its product as uncharacterized. The transcript has a single exon. Gene Ontology annotation, cellular component: nucleoplasm; cytoplasm. The record is from RefSeq and is a predicted model, not a curated record. Gene Ontology annotation, molecular function: TBP-class protein binding. Bases 1 to 1194 code for a protein of 397 amino acids. Lineage: Eukaryota; Fungi; Ascomycota; Lecanoromycetes; Lecanorales; Parmeliaceae.